Messenger RNA from Lactuca saligna, 330 nucleotides. The record is from the annotation of a GenBank genome assembly. NCBI's taxonomy places the organism in Eukaryota, Viridiplantae, Streptophyta, Magnoliopsida, Asterales, Asteraceae.
AUGAUAAAUCUCGUGCUGGUAUUCAUGACAACUGCAUCAAGUACACAAAGUGGUUCUGGUUCAGGAUCAAAGCGAACAUGGAGGACAUAUGGUAGCCUUCGAGUGAAGGAUGAACUUCAGUUAGCUCCAGGUGGUAGUUUCACAAAGGUUAAUGGCGACAAUCUACAAGAAAUUACAGGUGGAGAGGUAGCAAUUGCAAAUCUGAAUACAUGCAAUGGUCCAGAAUUUGUGUUGCAACUUCGUUUUCCUUUGAAUCAUGACGAUGCUACUAGUACAAGAAGUCCAGGUGAUGACCUUACAUGUGACAAUGCAAAUCUUGAAGGUGAAUGA